This is a messenger RNA of Cetraspora pellucida, 375 nucleotides long. NCBI's taxonomy places the organism in Eukaryota, Fungi, Glomeromycota, Glomeromycetes, Diversisporales, Gigasporaceae. The record is from the annotation of a GenBank genome assembly.
AUGGCCACUCAAGCAUCUUUGUAUGUUCCCGAAAAUAUCGUUCAUAAUGUCAAAACAAUCACAUUUAUUCGUUCUUCCAUGUCUGCAAUUACCGGUUCAGCCGCUGGAAUUUUAGGGUUAACCGGUUAUUUUGGUUUUAUCUUUUAUGGUAUCACCGCUUUGUUCACAUCUUUUCUCAUUUGGACUUUAAAAACACAAACAAAACCAGGGAUAUAUUUUCGCAGUAGGACAGAUGUUUGGACAGAAGGAGUGUUUGGUGGACUAUUUUCUUAUGUGCUAUUUUGGACUCUGCUAUACGGUAUUGUGCACGGUGCGUAUUUUAUUAAUCUUGUAGAAAGCAUAAUAAUUUUUGCAUUAAUUGAUAACUCAUUAUAA